This is a messenger RNA of Spodoptera littoralis (African cotton leafworm), 796 nucleotides long. The record is from the annotation of a GenBank genome assembly. Lineage: Eukaryota; Metazoa; Arthropoda; Insecta; Lepidoptera; Noctuidae.
AUUUGACAUUUGACAGUAAAAAUUGAACAUAUUGUUAUCUUGAAUCUUGUAUUGUAAACAACUAAACAAUUUUAAACGUAAAAGUAAUGAUCAUAAAGUUCAUAAUUGAUAUGACGAACUAAGUUUUUACUUAUCAAUAACAAAACAAUUUUGUAAUAAAAAAUCAGCUAGAAAAACAUCCGAGCACAAUAGUCAGUACCUAACUCAGUACAAAGUUCACAAAAAGUUAACUUCUUAAAAGAAAUAUAAAAUGUCUUUAAAAUUAUACUGCGAUCUUAUGUCCCAACCCUCGAGGGCUCUUUAUAUUUUAUUGAAGUCUAUCAAAUGUAAUUUCGAGCCGAAGUUCGUCAAUUUACGACAAGCUGAACAUUAUACUGAAGAAUACUCUGCAAUAAAUAGGUUCCAGAAGGUGCCGGUUAUAGAUCAUAAUGGAUUUAUUUUAACAGAGAGUGUUGCCAUCCUCAAGUAUCUAUCCAGAGAGAAUGUGAUACCAGAAAGUCUGUACCCUAAAGAGUCUAAAGCUCAGGCCAGGGUUGAAGAGUUCCUAGAGUGGCAGCAUGCGGGGCUUAGGUUGCAUUGUGCUAUGUACUUCAGGGUUAAAGGAUGAGUGGCUAUGAUCCUAGUGCGAACUUUAAGAAUAUACAGGUAUGGUGGAAGAAAGUACGGGAACAUUUUAACCCAUACUAUGACGAGGGACAUGUCAUAGUCAAUAAGAUUAUUAAGAAAAAUACUCAGGUAGCCUCUAAGAUUUAAUAAAAAGCUCAAUUAUGUAUGUAAGAAAUUAAUUGAAGAUUAU